This is a messenger RNA of Geodia barretti, 1181 nucleotides long. The record is from the annotation of a GenBank genome assembly. Lineage: Eukaryota; Metazoa; Porifera; Demospongiae; Tetractinellida; Geodiidae.
AUGGCUACGUCAGCAGAUGUCCAUGUACACCUUGGUGGUCAGUUUGGCUACCAGAAUGUCCACGUACACACAUCCAAGGUCCUGGGGACAGGCUCCUAUGGGAGUGUGGUCAAGGCCACUCUGGACCACCUCCCCUGUGCCGCCAAGAUCCUUCACACCGUCUUCUUCCGAGACGACGACCCAGGGGCUGCCGACUUUGCCGCUCGUUUCGACCAGGAGUGCGACAUCUUGCGAGCUCUAAAGCAUCCCUGCAUCGUCCAGUUCCUCGGUGUGGUCCAGGACCCCAGCAGCCGCAGACCCAUUCUCCUGAUGGAGCUGAUGGAGGAGAGCCUGACCGGGUUCCUGGAGCGAGCCAUGACCUCCCUCCCCUACCACGUCCAGGUCAACAUCACCCACGACAUUGCUCUGGCCUUGGCCUACCUGCACGGCAACAGCAUCAUCCACCGCGACCUCUCCAGCAACAACAUCCUCCUGAGAGGAGGAGGCAGUCAGGCCAAAGUGACCGACUUUGGCAUGUCCAAGAUGGUGGAGGCCAAUCCUCGCAUGACUCGCAGUAAGAUCACCCAGUGCCCCGGCACACCUGUCUUCAUGCCUCCAGAGGCCCUGCGUGCCAAGCCUCGCUACUCCGACAAGCUGGACACCUUCUCUCUGGGUGUUGUGACGGUUCAGAUCAUCACUCGCUGCUUCCCCACACCCACAGAUGCUGAGAUAGUGGUGGAGGAUGAAACAUCACCGACAGGAGAGAAGAUCCUCCCAGUUCCUGAGCUACAGCGACGUCAGAGAGACAUAGGGAAGGUUCCUCCCGACCAUGGUCUCCUGCCCACUGCCCUCCACUGCCUCAAGGACAGACCUAGAGACAGACCCAGUGCUGCCCAGCUCUGCCAGAGUCUGGGGCAGCUGAAAGACGGCUGAGGCCUACACAGCCAGUGAGGCAGAGGACCAAGGGAGGAGACUGGAGCAGCAGCUACGACUGAAGGAGGAGGAGAAGGAGGCAGAGAUUGCUCGUCUCCAGGAGCAGAUGAGGCAGUUGGCCACUGAGAAGGAUCGUCUGGCCUCAGAGAAGGAUCGUCUGGCAUCACAACAACAGAGGGAGAUAGCGGAGUUGAGAAGUCAACUGCAGACGUCACACAAACCACCAGUUCAGCGAGGGAGGGAAGCAACGACUGUCUCUAGCCCCAAGG